Adineta ricciae is the source of this 2259-nucleotide messenger RNA. The record is from the annotation of a GenBank genome assembly. Lineage: Eukaryota; Metazoa; Rotifera; Eurotatoria; Adinetida; Adinetidae.
AUGGCAUACAACAAGGAAGCACUAGCACUUGUUGUUGAUAUCGGCGUUGGUAUGAGUGAUGUAACACCAGGAUAUGAUUCGCCAUUGCAAACAGCAUGUGAUAUUCUUCAAAUGAUUGUUCAACGAAAAAUGUUCCAAGAGAGUAAAGAUGAAUUAGCAUUAAUUCUCUACGGAUCUGAUGAAUCAAACAAUGAUCUAGCCGAUGAAGACAAUUAUCGCAAUAUUAAUGUUGUUUUUCCACUUUCGCCUGCCAAUUGGCAUCUAUUUGAAGAGAUACAGAAGAUCAAACCAGGCAAUAAUCCUGCCGAUUUGGUCGAUGCUGUCAUCGUUGCUGCCGAUCAUCUUCGACGAGAAACAGAGGGAAAACAUGGUUUUGCCGCUAAACGUGUAAUGUUGUUCACUAAUGCUGCGACAACUUUCAGCGAUCAUAGUCUCAAAACGAUCCUUGAUUCUCUUCGACGUCAGGAUAUUAUUGUCGAUGCGAUCGGCCCAACAUGGGGUCAAGUAGAUGAAGAAGAAAAUAAUCAAUCGGAUUCACCCAUUGAAGUAGAUGAAAAUUCUGAUGCAGCUCGUCCAACUACCAACAGCCAUCAUGAACAUCAAACUCCGAAGAAGCCGUUGACACAACAGCAACAAACUGGCAUUCGAGUUAUUGGUGAAAUUGUCAAUAAUACUGAAGGAACUUUGUUUACAUUUCGAGAAGCGCUGACUAUUCUCACUAUCCAUCAAUCAAAAAUUGUAAAACCAACAGCAACGAAAUAUAUUAUGCAAUUAGCUGAUCUUAAAUUACACAUAUGCACUUAUAUACAGGUUAAAGAUAAUAAGCCCGGAAUUUUUCGUUUGAAAAAAGUUUAUGCACGUGAUCCGACAACGGAGAUUAAAGUUGAUCGUGGACGUUACACGAAAGACGAGCAAGAUCAAGAAAUCGAGAAGGAAGAACUGACAGAUGGUUUCCGUUAUGGUACAACAUUUGUACCGAUUAAUAAAGAAACAUUAGAUGAAAUGAAAUAUCACAGUGAGAAAUGUUUCUCAAUCAUUGCAUUCUCCGAUGCAAAUAUGAUGAAACGAAGUUUAUAUCUUGGCGAUACAGUCUACGAAGUUAUUUCCGAACCUGGAUUUGAGGAAGAAGCUCUAGCUUUUGCUGGUCUUGUACAAGCCAUGUACGACACAAACACAGUUGCUAUUGUUCGCAAAUGUUUCAGUGAACGAAGUGCGCCUGAACUUGGCUUUUUACGUCCACAUAUUGCACACGAUCACAUUUGCAUGUAUUAUGUAAAAUUACCGUUUGCAGAAGAUUUACGUGAAUUCGACUUUGAUAAUUUGGACCUGACUAAAAAGAAUCAACCGACUGAUGAACAGUUGAAAUGUAUCGAUAAUUUAAUAACAACAAUGGAUUUAACACAUGCGGAUCGCGGUGGUGAAGAAGCACUUCAACCGGAACAUAUUUUUAACCCAUACAUUCAGCGAAUGUUUCAAUCAAUCGCUCGACGUGCGGUGACUCCUGACGAGCCUUUAUCAUUGUCAAACUCAAUUAUGGAAAUGAAUGAUAUGUUAUUACGAUCGCUUGCUGCGAAGAGCAAACGAGCAUUGGAAGCAAUUCAUGAAAAAUUUGUUCUCCAUGAUACCGGUCGUCGGCAAAAGAUCACGACAGGUGAUGCCUUAUUCGGUAAUGUCGAUAGUGCAUCGAAGAAACCUCGUUUGGAUGAAAAUGAUAAUGUUGAAGAGCCGAUAACCGAUUCGUCGGUGACAAUCAGUGAUUCUGCUUCAUUCGAAGCUCAAGCUGCAGCGAAAAAGAAAGCCGCAAUACGAAAUGUUGGUACUGUAACACCUGUCGAAGACUUCAAAUUCUUAAUCGAACAAGGUUCGCCGUCACUUAUUGAAGUAUGCAAACAAAUGGCGAAUCUCAUACUCGAAUUAAUCAAUAAUUCUCAUGGUGAUGCCUUAUUCGAUAAAGCUUUUCAAUGUUUACAAUGCUUACGUGAAACAUGCAUCACUAAAUUAGAACCAAAGAUUUUCAAUGAUUUAGAGUGUUUAAUUAAAAAACAUGCGUCAACCAUCGACGGACGAAAAGAUUUCUGGAAAAAACUUGUCGAUGAGAAAUUUACCUUAAUUACCAAUGAAGAAUGUGCGGAAUCUAAUGUUAUACCUGUUGAAGCCGUGAAAUUUCUUGAGGAUGAAACACCGGCUGAGAUUCUUAACAAUGAUGGGCCAACAGCUGCACAGGAUGGUGAGGAUGAGGAUCUGUUCGAUCUCAUUUAA